AUGACAUCGACUGCGUUGCCGAUGGAGGCGGUCCUUCGUCGUGUGACCUCCACAGAUUCCACGCCAGCGUCCUCGGCGAAUAUCUCUCCUCUCACUAGUCCUCGAUCGUCGCCUUCGUCCACCUCUCUCUCUUCUCUAGCCUCUGACGAUGCCGCUCCCCCAGAAAAGCAAGUGGCUGAGAAGAAGCCAUUGGUGGACACGUAUGGGAAUUCGUUCGCAAUCCCCGACUACACCAUCGGAGACAUCCACAGAGCCAUUCCUAAACACUGCUUCGAACGGUCUGCCGCCACCGGUCUGUACUAUGUUGCACGAGACGUCGCCUGCCUGGCUACCACCUUCUAUCUCUUCAACCGCUUCGUGACGCCGGAAAAUGUCCCUUACACUCCAGCUCGAGCCGGCCUCUGGUUUCUGUACUCUGUGGUGCAAGGCCUGUUCGGGACCGGCAUUUGGGUGUUGGCCCAUGAGUGUGGACAUCAGUCCUUCUCGACCAGCAAGGUGGUGAAUGACACGGUGGGCUGGUUUUGCCAUUCGGCUCUCCUGGUGCCAUAUUUCUCCUGGAAAAUCUCGCAUGGCAAACAUCACAAAGCGACGGGACACCUGGAACGAGACAUGGUGUUUGUCCCACCCACCAGGGAAGCAUACGCCUCCAGGAGAGGACAGCUGCUUCAUCAGAUUGACGAGCUCACCGAAGAGACACCCAUUGCCACCGCAUACCACCUGAUCAGUCAGCAGCUGGGUGGAUGGCCCAUGUACUUGAUGACCAACGUCACCGGCCACAAUAAGCACGAAUCUCAGCGUGAGGGGCGUGGCGUUGGCAAGCACAACGGUUUUGGGGGUGGUGUCAACCAUUUCAGUCCUGCCAGCCCAUUGUACGAGGCAAAGGAUGCCAAGUUGAUAGUGUUGAGCGACAUCGGUCUUCUGAUCACCAGCAGCAUUCUCUUCUGGGUGGGCAAGAAAUAUGGCUUCGCCAAUUUGUUUGUGUGGUAUUUUGCACCAUAUCUCUGGGUAAACCACUGGUUGGUGGCCAUCACGUUCUUGCAACACACCGAUCCCUCUUUGCCCCACUACACUCCCACCAGCUGGACUUAUACUCGAGGAGCGGCCGCCACGAUCGAUCGAGAGUUCGGAUUCAUUGGACGUCAAUUGUUCCACGGCAUCAUCGAGACUCACGUCCUUCAUCACUAUGUCAGCACGAUUCCUUUCUAUCACGCCGACGAAGCCAGCGAGGCCAUCAAGAAGGUCAUGGGUCGUCACUAUCGCAGCGAUACCAAGGACGGAGCGGUCGGCUUCCUCAAGAGCAUGUGGAAAUCCAUGAGAAUGUGUCAAUGGGUGGAACCCAUCGAAGGCGCCACGGGCGAGGAGGCCGGUGUGAUGUUCUUCCGCAAUCGCAACGGACUGGGGCUGCCGCCUGCUAAGCUGGCGAAGCCUGCUACAUCGUAG
Capronia coronata CBS 617.96 is the source of this 1440-nucleotide messenger RNA. RefSeq names its product omega-6 fatty acid desaturase (delta-12 desaturase). Lineage: Eukaryota; Fungi; Ascomycota; Eurotiomycetes; Chaetothyriales; Herpotrichiellaceae. The transcript has 2 exons. The coding region runs from base 1 to 1440 and encodes 479 amino acids. Gene Ontology annotation, biological process: lipid metabolic process. Gene Ontology annotation, molecular function: oxidoreductase activity. The record is from RefSeq and is a predicted model, not a curated record.